This is a messenger RNA of Entelurus aequoreus (snake pipefish), 3984 nucleotides long. RefSeq names its product transmembrane protein 63A (gene tmem63a). Gene Ontology annotation, molecular function: nucleic acid binding; calcium-activated cation channel activity. Bases 146 to 2557 code for a protein of 803 amino acids. Lineage: Eukaryota; Metazoa; Chordata; Actinopteri; Syngnathiformes; Syngnathidae. Gene Ontology annotation, cellular component: plasma membrane. The transcript is spliced from 23 exons. The record is from RefSeq and is a predicted model, not a curated record.
CACAGCUGAGCCGAGUGCGCAUGUGCGGAAGAAGAAGAAGAAGGCAAAGCAGCCCAGGGAGUUCUGUAAUAAUGUUGACGUUGUCUUUACAGCUUUAAACAGAAGUUCCUUGUGCAGCUAAGCCUGGGACGCAAACACAGCAGUGAUGUCAUCUUGGUGGUGGGAUCAGUGGUCGCUGAGCCCGAACCGAACGCUGCGCUCCACCGGGCCAGACGACAAGACCUGCUUUAAUGCUACGCAGAACACUGUCCUGAACGGAGUCAGCUUUGGCGGCGUCCCUGUUGUGUUGCUGCUAAACUUUAGCGUCUUUUUGGUGUUGCUGAUCCUCUUUUCUGUUAUACGGAAGACGUUCUGGGACUAUGGACGUCUUGCACUGGUGGCAGACAAUGAAAGGGUCACUGAGUCGGGACGCCAACGUUACAGAAAUCUGUCAUCCUGUGCGUCCAUUGGAGAUGACCCGGAGUAUGAACUGGGCUUCUGUUCUUGGCUUCCUUAUAUCCUCAGAAUGGAUGACGACAAGAUAAAAGCCCGGUGUGGUAUAGACGCUGUCCACUACCUGUCCUUCCAGCGCCACCUCGUCAUCUUGCUGCUGGUCAUUACCGUCACCUCCCUGUCAAUCAUACUGCCUGUCAACCUGACAGGGGACCUGUUGGGCAACGAUCCACAGAGUUUUGGAAGGACGACUAUCGGGAAUCUUCAAAAGGGAAAUGACCUGUUGUGGCUGCACACUGUGUUUGCCGUCCUUUAUCUGGCCCUCACUGUUCUUGUCCUGCGACAUCACACAUCACAAAUGAAAGGCAUGGGAAGAGACACGACCAGAAACACCUUGUUUGUAAAGGCUGUACCUAAAACAGCGACAGAGGAGGAUGUAAGGACACAUUUCACAGAGGCGUACCCCACUUGCAGAGUGUGUGCCGUCAACAUUGCCUACGAUGUGGCUAAGCUCAUGCAUCUGGACAAGGAAAGGGUUCGAGCAGGAAAAAACCUGCGCUACUACGAGCGUGUCCUAGAAAAGACAGGGAAGCAUGGAACAAUAUACCCCCGACUGUGCGGUUACCUCUGUUGCUGUGCCAACUGUGACAAGGUGGACGCAAUAGAGUACUACAGCACUAAAGAAACAAACCUGCUGGAGGAGGUGAGGCAGCAGGUGGAGGUGGUGCCACAGCGACCCCUGGGGCUGGCCUUUGUCACUUUGCAGACAGAAGCAAUGGCCAAGUACAUUCUGAAAGACUUCAACGCGCUGGAAUGUGGUGGCAGGAGUUGUUGCUGUUGUGGCAGAGAGCCGCAGCCUUCCACCAACAGUGGAGGUCUCAAAGUGAAGAAGUGGAGGGUCAGCUUUGCACCUCAUCCCAGAAAUGUUUACUGGGACCACCUCUCAGUGCAGGGUUUUUCCUGGUUCAUCCGCUACAUGAUGCUUAACUUCCUGCUUUUCUUCCUGCUUACCUUCCUGACAACGCCCACCAUCAUCAUCAACACCAUAGACAAGUUCAACGUCACCAAGCCCAUCCACUAUCUGAAUAGCCCUAUCGUCAGUCAGUUUUUCCCCACGCUCCUGCUGUGGUCCUUCUCUGCCCUUCUGCCCACCAUCGUCUACUACUCCACGCUGGGGGAGGCACACUGGAGCAGGUCCAGUGAGCAGCUGAGCAUGUUGCACAAGCUUUACUUCUUCCUGCUCUUCAUGGUGCUCAUUCUUCCCUCACUAGGGCUCACCAGUCUUGCGUUGUUUUUCCGCUGGCUGUUUGACAAAGAAUUUCUAACAGAUGGGAAACUGCGGUUUGAGUGUGUGUUCCUACCGGACCAAGGGGCCUUUUUUGUAAAUUACGUGAUCGCGGCGGGCCUGGUGGGCUCGGCCAUGGAUCUGUUGCGGCUGCCUGGCUUGCUGCUUUACACCAUUCGCUUGGUACUGGCUCGCUCCGCUGCAGAGAGGAAAUACGUCAAACAAAACCAGGCUUAUGAGUUUGAAUACGGGGCUAUGUAUGGCUGGAUCCUGUGUGUCUUGACGGUCAUCAUGGCAUACAGUGUGAUUUGUCCCAUUAUUGUACCUUUCGGUCUCUUAUACAUGAUGCUGAAGCAUUUGGUGGACAAGCACAACUUGUACUUUGCCUACUUGCCGACACGCCUCGACCGCCAAGUCCACCUGAAGGCUGUCAAUCAAGCUCUGGCCGCGCCCAUCAUCUGCCUAAUAUGGCUUUAUUUCUUUUCCGUCCUCAGAACGGGUUUCCUGACCCCGACGUCUCUGUUCACCCUGGUGGUCCUGAUCAUCACUAUCAUCAUCUGCCUCAGCUACACCUGUUUCGGCCAUUUCCAGUACCUCAGUCCACACAAUUAUGAGGUGAACAAGAAAGAUGAGGACUUGCCUGAGGAAGUGGAGGAACACACUAUGGUUUACCUUCCAAGAGUGCUGAAUCCAAAAUCGUCAGUGGGGGCUUCAAACGGGUCUCUGACCCCGCAGUCCUACGGUUCUACUGAAGGCAGCCCGGCACACACUUCCAGUCCUGUAGGGGGCAGCGUGAUGAAAGACAAAGGCAUUGAAGUUCAACACUCAACACGGAGCUAGGAUUAAGACAUUUGCUGUAAUGCUGGGAUAUGUGCUUGUACUUUAGGACGUUUUGGGGUCUGAUAUGUUUACACAAAAGCAACUUUGUGGGCCUUUACGAUAAGUGUCAAUUUAUCAAACAACAUUCCGCGAAUUGUCGACACGUGUUUUGUAAUUUAAUGCUAGUAUGCUUUUUGUCAUUUCUUGUGGAAUAAUGAAAGUCAUGUUGAGAGGGACAAUCGGUAGAAAAUGGAUGGAUGGAUGUUGCAUAAGAACAAAAUACGCAGUGAUGCCAAAAAACCCUGUGAAGGAUUGCGCUUAAGACUUUAGGUGGAACUGCACUUUUUUGGGGGAAUUUUCUAACUUGUAAAUAAAAGUCUGCUUCCGGCGGAGCCAAAGGGAGGUUCUCUAUUUCGCCCAUAAAAUCCAAUAAAUAACCAUUCAAAAACCGCCAACAAUACUCAAUUUACAUUUCGGGAUUUGAAUAUUAACCAAGUAUUAGUAAUAUUGUUAUUAUAAGCGCUAAUGCAGACAAACUAUUUGUAAUGGCGCUGUGAUCACAGGCCUGUGUACAAAUUCAACAUGAUCGACUGGCGAGGUGUUUCCUUGCUUCCUUUCUCCCUGGAUGGAAUUUUAUUGUAUAUCAUAAAUCAUGCAUCUCACCUGGACAGAAGAAGUCUGAGGACGUAUUCCGAUAAGUUGGUACACUUUGACAGCCAUUUAGGACCCGGAAAUGGCGAGAACGGCACGAAAAGAUGCUCCCCCCCCAUGUCUUUGUGGGGAUUAUGGUCCUCCUUCGUCUAAACGGGAAUGUAACAAGAUUCUAUCAGUCAGCAUCCUAAUGAUAGCAUACCUUGUACAGUAAGUCAUGUUUUAUUACGUUUGUUGGCUCUCAUGAUAUCUGUAGUGAUCAAUGAUGAAGAAGAAAAAAACGUGAUACGUUUUUUAAAUUAUUGUGCCGCGUAUGCUUAAAAUUAUCAAAAUACAUCAAUAUUAAAUGUUAUUAUAAAUGUGCCCAGUACUACAUUACAUAUAUACUUACAUCAUGUAUAUAAAACCUCAAUGGAGGUGUUUGGAUGUUUUAGGGCGUUAUAGGCAGAAUAGAGCGGCUGACAUAAGCUCCAUUGUAAGUGGACUUUUGAUUGCAUUUAUUUAAUAUUUAGAAUGCAAAAAAAUAACAUCCAUCAUCAUGUCCUUCAUAAUGAUUGUGAAUGAUAGGCAAACUUCCAAGAAAAAGUGCAGUUCCCCUUUAGUAAUUGAUUUUGCACUUUUUGUUUUAUUUACACAUUGAAUGAAGCCUGUUCAUUAUUAACCAACAAGUGCCUACUGUAGUUAUCUCGCGCUGUUGUAUUAGCCAUCAUGUCCAAGGUUUUUAUUUUGAAGUAAUGAUGUCACUGAUGAAACUUGUGUUGGACAAAAUCCAUGCAUUCACAAAAUACAAACAUUUG